Messenger RNA from Sporothrix brasiliensis 5110, 2610 nucleotides. RefSeq lists its product as uncharacterized. NCBI's taxonomy places the organism in Eukaryota, Fungi, Ascomycota, Sordariomycetes, Ophiostomatales, Ophiostomataceae. The transcript has 3 exons. The record is from RefSeq and is a predicted model, not a curated record. Bases 1 to 2610 code for a protein of 869 amino acids.
AUGGACGCGACCGAUUACGACGAGCAAUAUUUCAUUUUUGACAACCGGCUGUCCUCUUUCCAAGGCCCGCAACCCGUCGCCAAGCGGAGGCCGUCAACCGCUGCUGGAUCUAGAGCGCCCAAGGCCCUGACGUGGCCUCACAAAUCGCCGGCUCCCAUUGACCUCGCGCGAGCUGGUUUCUUCUUCAACCCACAGCCGAGCAACCCCGAUAACGUUCGCUGCUUUCUCUGCCACAAAGACCUCGACGGCUGGGAGGAGGACGAUGACCCGCUACAAGAACAUCUCAAGCACUCGGGCUCGUGUGGCUGGGCCAUCUGUGCUGCCAUAGAGCUCGAGCUGGGCGACGUUGUCAACGAAGACCCGCGUCUGCCAUACCUCCUGGAUGCCCGCAAGUCCACCUUUGGUGGUCGGUGGCCAUACGAGAGCAAAAAGGGUUGGAAAUGCAAGACCAAACAACUCGCCGAGGCGGGAUGGAAGUACACGCCUACACUGGAGUCGGAUGACAACACUACGUGCACGUACUGCCAGCUCGCACUCGACGGCUGGGAGGCUAGCGACAAGCCAAUAUUGUACAGGGACGAGCAUCAAAGACGGUCGCCCAACUGUCCGUUUUUCACACUCAUCAGCACAAACCCGGCACCGAAAAAAACAACACGCGGCAAGUCGGCAAGAACGUCUAAGGCGACGCGUCUUUCCAUCCAGUCCGUGGCCACAGUGACUUCCGACGCGCAGUCCGUGGCCGACCCCGACGACAGCAUCCUCACAACCACCACCGUCGUGACCCAGGGCGGCCGGAAAACCGCACGGGCACGUAAGACAGCAACUGGCACGACGACAGCUAAAGGCCGCAAGACGCGUACAAAAAAGGACGAACCGGUCCCGGUACCUGGGCCUGAGCCGGAGGUUGAAAGUACUAUAAUUCCUGAGGAAGAAGCCGCUGCUGCCGAGCCCCUGCCACCGGUGCCCCCAAAGGCGUCACGGGGUAAGAAGCGGACAAGCGACGAAAUUGAUUCGGCUGCCGCGGAUGCAGUUGAGGCGCCGGCGCCCAAGAAGAAGCGUACUACGCGUGUCCGUGCGAGCAGCAACGCGGUGCAAGCCGAAAGGAACGACUACGCCAUGUUUGAUCCUAUGCCACGGGAGGCCGACGAGUCCGCUAUUGAUGCCGAGCUACGCGCAUUGGAGAAGGAUAUGGAGGUGGACGUCGAUAUGGACCAGCAGCUACAACAGCAACUGGAGAAAGAACAGGAGCAGGAGAUCCAGGUUCCUAAGAAGGGCCGGAAGACGGGCACACGCAAGGCGUCUAAGCAAAUACGGAAGACGAAAGCAGCCUCGGUUGCUCCCGAGCCAGAGAUUGAAAUCGCCGCGCCAGAACCAGAAGUACCGCAGAAAGAUAAAAAGACGGAGCCGGAGCUUCAGCCAGAGGUUCAGCAGCCGGAACCACCGACAGCUGGAUACAGUAGUAUUCCCGAGGCCAAGCCGAAGACCAAGGGCAAAACGAAGUCGAAGAAAUUGUCCCUUCCUCCCCGGCAUUCAGCGCAACCACGACUGUCUCUGCACGAUAUUGAACAGAUGGAAGGGCCAGACGAGCUGCACGAGGAAAGCUUUCUGAGCGUUGGCAGCAGCGGCACAGUUGUCCAUGAGGCUGUCGAAGAGCCAGAGCCAGCACCGCCUGCAGCUGCGCCGCCAGCAAAAAAAGGCCGUGGCCGGCCACCAAAGAAAUCAGCCGAGUCUACGUCGUCUUCAGUACGGUCCAGCGCUGCUGAGCAAGCCAUCGAGGCCCAGCUGCAAGCAACGGCCCCAACCAAAAUUACGCCGAUUCCACCCCCGUCCAUCCCUGCCAUGGCCAUGUCUGCUGAGCAGUCUGCGCCGAAAAAGCGCAAGAGCAGCAAUGUUUCGAACAAGGAGACAGUCGUUCCGACAGCAGCUAAAAAGUCGCAAACGGACAAGGAUAAGGCCCUGCCUCCUUUGCCGCAGUCCAAACCGGCGCAACAACAGCGAGAUUCCCACGCGGGCAUCACUCCUGUGCCAGUACCCGUGCUCGUCUCGAUGCCUGCGCGUGUAGAGAGCCCCGCACCCGCCACACCUCGCAAGCAGCAGUCGCCCGUUGCGCUCGCCAAGCAGGCGACGCUGUCGCCGUCGCAGUCGCCGCAGUCAUCAGAUGCCGAGAACCAGCCUCCGUCGUCACGGCCAGCGACCACGAGCGCCAAGGGCAAGCGUGUUGCACUGGCUCCCAUACAGAUGCCGCUUCCGGCGGUCAACGCUGUCACGCCUGGCGGCGUGUCGACGCCCGUGCGUACGGGAUCGCCAUCGAAGAGGGCCAACAUCCUAGGUGGUGGACUGCGCAGCGCCAUCUCCUGGUCUGCGGUCGACGUGGAUGCAAUCUUUGGGCUCAACAAGGAGAACGGCGACGACAUCCUGAAAAGCCUGUUGCGGAAGGGCACAGAUCUGAGCACGCCAGAGAAGGGUAUGACGGUGGAAGAGUUUAUCUUCCACAACGCGGGACAGGCGGAGCGUCUGCUCAAGGAGGAGUGUGAGGCGAUGGUGAGCAUCUUUGAGCAGCAAGGGUCACGGGCGAUGCACGUGCUGGAGUCACUUGAGGUGGAGGAGUAG